Molecule: messenger RNA, 8336 nt
Organism: Phymastichus coffea
Lineage: Eukaryota; Metazoa; Arthropoda; Insecta; Hymenoptera; Eulophidae
Gene: Mctp
Product: multiple C2 and transmembrane domain-containing protein
Exons: 14
Coding region: 720-3647 (975 amino acids)
Biological process (GO): regulation of neurotransmitter secretion
Cellular component (GO): synaptic vesicle membrane
Molecular function (GO): calcium ion binding
Source: RefSeq, a predicted model, not a curated record
UGCGAGCAGCGACGGCGAUGGCAGCAGCUCCGUCAGUGGGCUGUCGAGCGCCGCGUCGCCUGCUCGCCAACCGAAACAAGUGCCACCCGCGCGUCGACAGCACACCAAAGCCCCUUUUCCCGUUCGCUCGCUUAACGAGCCGACGCUCGCUCAUUAGUAUAGUCGAGCACGCGCCACCCGCGAUAAGACAGAAACAGCGAGUGCGCGAGUGACACGCGCGCGCAAUCAGCUCGGUCGUCCUCCGAGACAGGAAAGCUCGUAUGUGCCGGGAGGCCGAGAAAUUGGUGCGCGACUAUACCGGAAGAAUAAGCUCACUUCUCUUAUUCUGACUACUACUGCUCGUAGCACUUGAGCUCUGCGGGCUUCAGUUCUCAAUGAGACGCACGCCGUGUCCACGUUUCCUUACUUUCGAAAAGCAAAAUCAAUAGUGAGAGUCGUUCAGAUAAAGGACUAAUGCGUGCAAGAACGGAAUCUAAGUCUCCGAGAAACAGCUACAGCGUCGGCGGCGGCAGCAGGAGCUGGUCGAUGCCGAGAAAUCGCUUCGGGGCCAUCGAUCGUUCGGGUAGACCGUUGCAGGCGGGCGGGCAGCGUCGCGGCGAACAUGCUAGAGUAUACCGGCCAACUGGCCAACUGCUGCUCUUACAUCGGCAAGUACUUACAGCUGCUGGAGCCGAGGUUCGCUAAGCAACUACAACUACAUUGUCUAUCACGGCCGAACAAUGAGCAAAAGCGUCGAACUGCUGAGCCCUGAAGAUACUGACCAUUCGCACGGCGAGACGAGCACGGAAGAACGUUCCCGGCUGAACCUAAAUGGUAGCCGGCAGCUAUCGCGCAGCGCGACGGAGCUGCGCGACAAUGGCUUGGCGCGAGCGGGCGAGUGCAGCGGUGGUGAGAGCUCGUCGGCGGGCCGCUCGCCGGAACGCCGUGGCCUCCACCACCAGCAGGAGCACCUAGCCAGCGGCGUGGUGCAGCGACUACGCCACUCGCACCGCCACAUCUCAGUCGCCCAGCGCACCCACACCUUCUUCGCCUGCCUCAAGUCGCGCUGGCAGCGCAGUCGCAGCAAGGAGCGCAAAAAGUCCAAAGACCUGCUCGACUCGCAGGCCAAGGAGUCCGACUACGCGGCCGACUACUCGUCCGAUCACAGCAGAGCUUCCUCGGCUAACCAAAGCCCCGCCAGACACUACCUCAAUCGACCCGAAUCUCCUUUGGUACGCUCGAGUCGCAACGAAAAAGCGACGGCAGUGCAGGAUGACAGCCCAGCCCGAGGCAGUAGCGAAGGCUCACCGAAAACGUCGGCGCCGACGGGUGCUCCCGUGGCGUCGACCAGCAGCCCAGCUGGCGCCAAUCAGCAAUCGAUCGAUAUCAACGCUUCGCAUAAGCAUCCUGGCGAAACUCAAGGCGAUCCGGAGCUCGUCAAAGUCGACAUUCUGCAAGAUGAAAACACGAGACGCCGCGAACUUGCUCUCCGCCAGCAUGCCUUCUUCCAGUUACGACUUCACUUGCGAAGAGGUGCCAAUCUCGUGGCAAUGGAUCGAUGCGGGUUCAGUGAUCCUUACGUAAAAAUAAAAUGUUCCGGUCGCCUGUUACAUAAGUCGCGCACAGUUUACAGAGAACUAAAUCCUGUCUGGGAUGAGAGUAUCUCUUUGCCAAUCGAGGAUCCGUUCCAACCUCUUAAUUUUAAGGUUUUUGAUUACGAUUGGGGUCUGCAAGACGAUUUCAUGGGUGCAGCACAGCUCGAUUUAACGCAGUUGGAAUUAGGUCAGAUGCAAGAUAUUACUUUAGAACUCAAAGACCCUGCACGGCCAAAACAAGAUCUUGGGCAAAUUAUUGUUUCUGCUACACUUUGGCCGAAAAAUCAGCAAGAGAAAGAACAGUACUUCCAAAGAAGCAAUCGUUUGGCAGACGUGAACCGGAAGCUCAAGUCCCAGAUAUGGAGUUCAGUUGUCACCAUUGUCCUAGUCGAAGCAAAAAAUUUAUUGCCAAUGGAUAUAGACGGUCUGUCAGAUCCAUACGUUAAGUUUCGUCUAGGCACGGAGAAAUACAAAUCGAAAGUAGUAAACAAGACGCUGAAUCCGGUAUGGCUGGAGCAAUUUGAUCUGCAUCUAUAUGAGGAUCCACACUUGGGCCAAGAACUGGAGGUGACGGUGUGGGAUCGAGAUCGAAGUCAUCAGGACGACUUGAUGGGCCGUACGGUGAUCAAUCUGGCGAGUCUCGAACGCGAGACGACCCAUCGGCUCUGGCGCGAGCUCGAAGACGGCGCAGGCAAUAUCUUCCUACUGCUGACGAUAAGCGGCACUACCGCCAGCGAGACAAUCAGCGACCUUGCCGUUCACGAGGAGACACCCCAAGAACGCGCUCUUCUCAUUCAAAAGUACUCGUUAGCCAAUACGCUUCAAAGACCCCGAGACGUCGGACAUCUCACUGUUAAGGUUUACCGAGCACAAGGUCUCGCAGCAGCUGACUUAGGAGGGAAGAGCGAUCCAUUUUGUGUGCUUGAACUUAUCAAUGCAAGGUUGCAAACCCAAACCGAGUACAAAACUUUGGCACCUAACUGGCAAAAGAUUUUCACUUUUAAUGUGAAAGACAUAAAUUCCGUGCUUGAAGUUACUGUAUUCGAUGAAGACCGUGAUCAUAAAGUUGAAUUCCUCGGGAAGGUUGCUGUACCUCUAUUAAAGAUACGGAAUGGUGAAAAACGAUGGUACGCUCUUAAGGAUAAAAAACUACGAUGUCGUGCUAAGGGUAACAAUCCGCAAAUAUUACUUGAGCUCACUGUCGUUUGGAAUUAUUUGCGAGCUUGCAUAAGGACGUUAAACCCAAAAGAAAAGAAAUACAUGGAGCCAGAAAUGAAGUUUAAACGGCAGGUCUUUUUAAGGAAUGUCCUCAGGCUAAAAGCUAUCAUUGUCAUGGUCAUUGACGUAGGAAAAUAUAUACAGAGCUGCUGGGAAUGGGAAAAUAAAAUGAGAUCUGUGAUAGCACUUGUACUUUUUGUGCUUGUGGUUUACUACUUUGAGCCAUACAUGAUUCCAACAGCAUCGUUUCUUAUUCUUCUUAAGUAUUAUGUGGUAGCAGUUCUGAUGGGAGCUCCUCUUCCUCACCAGAUGAAUGUUCACAUUCAAGAUUCUACGGAUGGAUCAUAUGAAGAUGGUCCGUCAACACCUGGCGAUGACGACGAAGAUGACGACGAUAAAGAUAAGGAAGAGAAGAAGAGUCUGAAAGAGCGCUUGCAGGCCAUACAAGAAGUAACGCAGAUUGUGCAAAAUUCCAUUGGUUACAUAGCAAGCCUAUGUGAAAGGGUAAAGAAUUUGUUCAAUUUCACCGUCCCUUACCUCAGCUACUUAGCAAUGUUUUUGGCAGUUCUUGCCAUAAUCGUCUUGUACUUCAUUCCCGUACGUUAUCUAAUACUUGCCUGGGGUGUAAAUAAAUUCGCCAGAAAAGUAAUCAGGCCUCACGUGGUACCCAACAACGAAGUACUUGAUCUCAUAUCUAGAGUGCCUGACGACGAAGAAUUACUAAACUAUAGGGAGCUGAAGCCGGUGCCGACGGCGGAUUGCGAAACCAAGAACACGGGGUCAUCCAUGACAACAUCGGCUAGCGGCGCGACGACCAGCCGACGAGAACUUCGUAAGCGUCAGAAAGCGGCGUAGCAGCAGUAUGUCCCGCGACCCGAUGUCGCGGGCCUCAGAGCGCAUGGCGUUCUCAAAAAGUCCCUGCUGCGCCAGAAGUUUGAGUAUCUGAAACAGCGGAUGGGCUCAACCGAGAAGCCAGAUGUGCCUGAUCUUGACUGAUUAUAACGAAAAAUAAACAGAGUGAUGUUGGUUAUCGGUACUGCAAAGCCAUUUACAUGUUAAAGAUUUAAGACGCGAGCUAUACCACUGAAAUUGUUGCUAAGUCAAUGCUGGCAUGGACAAGUUUCAUUAAACUUUUUUACUUUUAGCAUUUAUCGAGUGCUUUAAUAAUGAUAGAUUCGUAGUUCUGAUUAUCGAAAGUCUUGUUUUACAUACUUCCACGUUUUCGCGAGGCAAACAACGCUUGCCUCGUUCUUAAUUCUUUUUACAAAUGGAAAGCUUGAGAUGGUUUUGAGUACAUAAGUCUUACAUAUAUAUCAUCGAAUUUUUAUUACAUAUUAUUAUAAAAUAUUUAUUGUAAGAUUUUUUGAGCUAUAUAUCUUUGCAUUAUAGUGGAUUAUAUUUGAAUAUUAAGUACAUCACAAUUUCCAGUCAGUACAAUAAUUUAUGAAGCUUUUUGUAUUUCAACUGAAAGUAUUAACAAGGUUAUAGAACGAUACAAAGUUUAUAUAGUUUUACUAUAACUUAUUAAUUAACCAUUACUUUUUUUAUAAUCCAGAUACAUCUAUAUUUUAAAGUUCCUGUAAUAGUUCAACUAUUAGUUUAUGUUCUUCCAUUUCGAUACUUCUUAUAAUUGAAAAAUUUUUUAAUUAUAAUCGAUUUAUAUAUGUUAAACGGAAUCAUUUAGUUGGGAUAAUCAAUCAUUAUUUAUAACCGAUUUUCCGAGUGAAGUAUAACGAUGCUAGUAAAUUUUAAGAGAGACGAGAUGAGAUACUGAUUAUUGUUGAUAUUACAAAGCACCAUUAUCUCACUAACUCGGAUAGCCUAUUAUUAAUAAAAUUUUUAUAAUCGAUUAAAAUAUUUUGAGCCUUAAAAUAAAAAAUAUUCUUUGUAAAAUAAAUUACUUCGGUGCACUUGUUUUUACGUGCACGUACAAAUUAACAUUUUAUAUUUAAAAAUAUUCUAUUUAUUAUAGAAUCUGUCAUAUGUAUAUUCAUUCAGGCUUGUCCAUGUCUACUUAAAAGAGUGCUGAAAAUGAAGUAUGUUUGCAAACAUUUAAAAUAGCUGCCUUACUAAGAUAAAAAUUGAAGAAAAAUUUAAAUUAGGAAUGUAAAAGCAAUCAAGCUUGGGUUUGUGCGAUGCUCGAAUAAAUAGUUGCUAAUUGGUUUCGUAUAGAUCCCUUGAAGUUGCGCUAUUAAUGCACAUUUGCUAUAUGUGAGCAAUUUUUCUAAUCAUAUGUACAAUCAAAGUAUAUUUAAAGAAAUUAUUUAUACAUUUCUCAAUGUGAUAUAAAAUUGAGCAUUGAGAGUAGAUUUUAAUGAAUUAAAAUGUUCAAUAAAUACAAUUUUUCGCAAUAUUUUUAAAACGUAAAAUUGUCGUUACUGCAAAACAUAUUUUUUCCAUAUAUCUUUUGAUUUUACGUUAAAAAGGCCCCUAUGCAAUGGCAAAUUUCUUAUAUUUUUAACUGUUAGUAGAAACUCUGUCAAUUGUAAUUACAAAUAGAUAUCAAGGGCUAACCAUCAGAAACAAUACAAACUCAUGUUAAUUAAACAUGCUUGGAACAUUGCAAAUAAAGUUGCAAUGUUGAUUAUAGUAUACCUGGGAACUAUCAUUACAUUUUUGAACUUCGUGCGAUGUAAAUAAAUUAUUUGUCAGAUUAACAUAAAUGAAUAAAUUUUCAAUUAAACUUUACCUAGUUAUUGGCUGAAAUCUUUGCAAAACUUUUAGUUCACUGAAUAAUUUAUCUCAGCUAUAAUUUAUAGAUUUACAGAGAUAUUAAAGACUCAGCUUGACGAUUCCUGUCUAGAUUAACUAUCACGUUUGUAAUUAGUAUUUGAAUUAUCAAAGACCAAAGUUUGAGACCAAAUUUAUACUUGAUUUUUAGAACUUAUUUCCUGAAAUAACAUGUAAAUUUUGUUAACUAAUAGUAAAAACUUGAAAAAAAUUAUUUUCAAGUUUCAGUAUAUAUGUACAAAUUCAAACCACGUAUUUUUUAUCUUUUAAAUGUUAAGAUUUACGUGUUAGCCAAAUCGUAAUUGGCAAUAAAUAUUAAAAUUUUGAAAAUGUUAAAAUUCAAAACAAAAAAAGUGUCAAAAUAUGAUAAAUUAAUAAUUAUCAUUAGAAAAUACAAAUAAUAGACAGACUGUUGGGAAAAAAUAUAUUUUAUUUUUUCAAAAUAUAUUUAUGUGAUACGUAUCAAAGUCAGUUAUCAUCUGUGACAUUUAAAACAAAUAAAGUUUCAAAGUAUUCUGAAUUGUUAUAUUACAUUUUUGUGAUAUUAUAUAUAUCAAUAAUAUAAAAAUUCCGUAAGUAUCAUCUUCUAACAUAAUCAUCUAAAAAUCAAGGUAGUAUUAAUUUUUACAAAGGCGUAUCUAAUUACAAAUCAGGUUGUUAAUUAGAUUGUUAAUUGAAUAGCUUUACAAAUGAAUACCACUAUAAUAAAUCUUGUACUAUCGUAUAAUAAUGAGUAAUCGCACGAAUUUGAAAUGAAAACAAAUUUAAGAAAUUCAUCUGUAUCGUAAAAUAAUAAGCUUUAUGAUGAUACAAUAUGCAAAAAAAAAACAUAAUGACUAAUUCUAGCAUAUCUGAGAAAUUUGUAAGUUUUACUAAUGUUCAUUCCCACAUAUUUAAAUACUUGAAAAGUGUACAAUUACUGGAAUGCAAAAGUAUAAUGCAGUUGCUAACUAUGAACAGUUUAUUGAAUACAUGUGUAAUAUGAACUUCCAAAGCAAGUUCCAUGAGCAUUACGUCCAUUAACGUUGUAGAUUAUUAUAUUGUCAAAGAUUUAAUAAUGCUUAAGAGUGGGCAGAAAUAACUAAUUGUAUUAAUUUUGAAAUAUAAGAUAUUUUCAAUUUUUGUUCAAAUUAUUUCAUGUUUUGUGAAAAUGUAAAGCGAUACAAGUCCAUGUGUAAAGCAAAAGUAAAGCCUAUUAUUUUUUCCAAUUUGUUAUGGACACGCUAAACUAACUGGACCCACGAAGUUUCUUAAUUUUGGUAUUUUUUAAUAUUUCUAUGGACCAGUAAUGUUCACGACACUACUUGUUGAUUUCUGUUCACUCUUUUUAAUUGACGAUGUUAAGAAAAUUAUUGCGGUAAUCAGAAGGUUGUUAAAUUAUGAAAAUAAUUAAACAAUAAAUGAAAGUGAGCGAGAGAGUAAGCUACAUAGUUGAAAAUAUUAAAUUAAUAUAUUGUUGAAGUAAUAUCGUACACUUAGUUCCUUGCUUCAAAAUCUAAAUACUUCGCAAUCCAAAUUUUUACUAUUCUAGAAUAGGAGCACUAAAAAUACUGUUAUAAUAUUAUUGAAGUGGGGCACUUUCAAAUAUUUUAUACAUUUUCAAAGUAACCUUGAAAUACCUAUGUACUAGUCUAUAUUAAAAAUAAUAUAAUACAAAGAAAAUAACUAGUAUUUUGACUUCGAACAUCAUUAGUUUUUUCCUUUAAUGAUUAAAAAGUGCUGUAUAGGUCUGGAAUGACUUUAUCAAAAUUCUUUUUGCAUAUAUUUUUUUCUGUUGCAUAAUGCAUUUUCCGAAAGAAACAAACUAGAUGAUACUUGAUUAUACUAUUUAGAAUUUUAAUAAAGAUGAAAUGAGAAUAAGAAAUUUUCGUUUUACGCGUCUUUGUUCUUGGGUCAAUGUGAUAGAUUUUCAGAUAUAUUUUUAUACAAGAAAGUCUUUUUAAGUUUUCAAGAUUGAAUAUUGUAACGAAAACUUUCUAAAGUAAAAAGGAAAAAAUUACGAUAUUUUCUGAAAAAUGGCUGUGUUCAGAAUUAGCUAUUUCUUCCUAUGUUACAACGCAAUUCUUGUUAAAUCCACUGGUUUAAGCGUUAAAUUGUUCUCUCUAGUUAUUAUUUCCAACAAAUGUCAGUGAAAAACCUGCUUCAACAAAUUUAUAAUUACUUAUAAAGAUCUAUAAAAUGAUGAACUGAAAUAAAGAAUAAAUUUGUUGCACAAAUAUGGACCAUAAAAUUUAAGAUUUUGUACGUCGAUAUAACUUUUAAGUGCUUUUUAUUUAUCAAAAUGAAUUUUUUACUUAAGUAUAUAAUUUUAAACUAGAAAUAUUUUAAUGUUAAAUAUUGCUUCAUAUUAUCAAUAAUUUGUCGAUUGAUACGUUUCAUUAUUAUUGGCUCUAUAAAAGAAAAAUAUAUGUACUCCUAAAGUACAAUAGUAAUUUUUAUUCCAUACUCCGACGUGACAUUUAUAUCACAAUUACAUUUGAUGAUUAUUUAGAGAUUAAUAUACAAAACCAAUAUUUAACUAAACAAAGAUCGAUGGCAACGGUAAUCACUGAUAAUUACUUUGGUCUAGAUCAGAUGUUUUUGUCGUUGUUCAUGAAGUCUCUUUCAUAAUCUAAUGCGCUUGGCUACAACAGACUCGUAAUAUGUCCAAUUGACAUCGUGAUAAUAAAACCUAGUGCUCUGUACCAGACGACAUUUCAUAAAAAUAAAAAUAAGUCAAAUCACUUCUGAAAACAAAGAAUGGUAUGAUCUAUUGAUGUAUUAUUAUUAUUUUCAAGAUUGCUUAUUAUUUGUUUGUGCUAUGACAGAUAAUAU